Molecule: messenger RNA, 2472 nt
Organism: Psammomys obesus (fat sand rat)
Lineage: Eukaryota; Metazoa; Chordata; Mammalia; Rodentia; Muridae
Gene: Chmp2b
Product: charged multivesicular body protein 2B
Exons: 6
Coding region: 283-924 (213 amino acids)
Biological process (GO): late endosome to vacuole transport; protein transport; endosome transport via multivesicular body sorting pathway
Cellular component (GO): ESCRT III complex; multivesicular body
Source: RefSeq, a predicted model, not a curated record
GCGCGCAGUGCGCAGGCGCGCUCGCCCAACGCGCAGGCGUCGCCGCCAAGUGACUUCUCCAAAAAGUGUGUUAGUUCCCGGUCACCUGAGCGCCCGGGACGCGUUUCCCCGAGCCUCUCCGGACCACACCCGCCGCAGGUCGUUCCCGGGGACCACGUCCUCCUCCGCCCACCACUGCAAGGCCCCCGCCCCUCCCCGGGCUUCCAUCCUUCCUGUCCUUUCCGCAGAGCCGGGCCGGACCGAACCGGGCCGAGCUGGGCCGCCCGGGCGCGGCCGCUGACCAUGGCGUCCCUCUUCAAGAAGAAGACCGUGGACGAUGUAAUAAAGGAACAGAAUCGAGAGUUGCGAGGUACGCAGAGGGCUAUCAUUAGGGAUCGAGCAGCCUUAGAGAAACAAGAAAAACAGCUGGAAUUAGAAAUUAAGAAGAUGGCUAAGAUUGGUAAUAAAGAAGCCUGUAGGGUUUUAGCUAAGCAACUUGUUCAUCUACGGAAACAGAAGACAAGAACUUUUGCUGUGAGUUCCAAAGUGACAUCUAUGUCCACACAAACAAAAGUGAUGAACUCACAGAUGAAGAUGGCCGGUGCCAUGUCUACCACUGCAAAGACAAUGCAAGCAGUCAAUAAGAAAAUGGAUCCACAGAAGACACUGCAAACAAUGCAGAAUUUCCAGAAGGAAAACAUGAAAAUGGAAAUGACUGAAGAAAUGAUCAAUGAUACCCUUGAUGACAUCUUUGAUGGGUCUGAUGAUGAAGAAGAAAGCCAAGACAUUGUUAAUCAAGUUCUUGACGAAAUCGGGAUUGAAAUCUCUGGAAAGAUGGCCAAAGCUCCAUCAGCUGCAAGAAGCUUACCGUCUGCUUCCACUUCAAAGGCUACCAUCUCCGAUGAAGAGAUUGAACGGCAACUCAAAGCUUUAGGGGUAGAUUAGAUCAAAAAGCCAUAUUGUUUUCACUUUGGCCUAAAGUGAGUCCGGUGUAGAUUCCUUUUACAAAUACAUUCAUUUUGCAAAAAGACCAUGAGUGAACAGUUGUUUCUUGACCCAUGGCUAUUUUGAAUCUUUUGCCAAAGAAUGCCAGUGAUGUAAAAUUGGGAACAGAUUGGGUUUUAACUAGAACCACCAAGGUCUGAUGAUGUGUGCAAGCUGAGUUUUUUUCUGCAUGGCAUAGAGAAAUGGUGUCAUUAUUUAGUGUCGGGUUGUGUUCUAAAUCUUUUUACACCAAGGUCAGAAUUCUUGUUAAAUGCUAUUAGGCACCAACGUAAAGAGAUUUGUAAAAAUAUUAAAGGUAUAUUGCUAAUUUUGUAUCUGUUGCUUGUCCUUUGUAGACAGUUAUGUUAGGAUCACAGAAGACAGUGCAGCUGCCAAAUUAUUUUUAAACCUUCUAAAAGAAGAGUGCUAUUUAAACAUCUGUCUUAAAAACUGUCAUGAGCUUUUACUUUUCUUCCAUUUUUCCCCCUUUGGGAGAACAUUCUAGUUGGUAAGUUUAUUACCUUUCAAAAUGUGCUUGGCACCUGCCUUAAAUAGCACAAACAUAUUGUGCACAUCUUUAAAUUAUUUUAACUGGCAAAAAAGAAUUACAUUUUAAAAUAAAAUUGAGACUUAGAACGCUUACCCAAGCUGUCUUGUAAAGCUUAUAAAAAGAGAAUUGGAUAUAAUUAGCAAAAUGAAGAAAGAAGACACUGAAUUAAUAACAUUUUAUAGUAAUGAAACUAUACUUUGGUCUUUCUUCCAAGAACUGAGAUUUUCUCCAUAUGAAUUAUAACUUAGCCUGUGUUGAAUUUUGAAUUGUAUUAAUAUACACAUUAAACCCUCCAAAUUGAAGCCAUUCUUCUAAAUGAAGUAAUACUAACAUGACAAUACUUGACCUAGAUUUUUAAAGUAAAAGCGUUUUUGUUUUGUUAUGUGUUUAGUAAAUAAACCUGCAGCUUUGUCAGAAAUUGCUGCCUAAAGUGCAUCAUUGUUUUUGCAGUAGUUUUAAAGGUAAGAUAGUUAUAUCAUAGAGCAAGAGAAAGAGAAGGAUGCCGCAGAGUUGAAAAGAAAACAGGUUAAUUUUGAAGAAUGAUGUUGUAAACUAUGGAUUCUGGCACAUCUCAACACAAAACUGUAGAACUGCCGGUCAGUGUAAGCUGGCAAAGCCUGAGUGAUAGACUUUGGACUUGCCGGUUAACAAAGGUGUACUACAACGAUAUACGUGGGUCAUAGAGGUACAGAGAGCAGAAGCUCCACCAGCUGCUUUAGAAUCCAGAACCAUUUGUGUUCAGAGAGUUCCAUAAUGUCAGUCUAAGUGCACAAUUCCCAUUGUCUCUGAAUAAGUCCAAACAUUGUACUGUAUCAUGGGGUCUUGCACCCACACAUGUUUUAGAUGUACAUAAUAAUGUUGUCUAACCUAAUUUACUUUCUUGUUUACAUGUGGGAGCUUUGAUUUUUAAGAUUAUUUUGUCUUAAAAAAAAAAACUCAAUAAAGAUUUAUUGCUCUUA